UGCGUGGCUCUGAGGAAAUAUGGCGCACAGAGCAGUGCAUAUACCAGUGGUAUUCAUUUCUUCAGUCUAUUCUUUUACUUCAUUCUGUUUGUCAAUUGUCGUCGCUUUUGCAGUAUUUAAAACAGUGAACACUGACAAUGUGUUCAGUGCAAGCCACACGGCUUCUGUACCCAUCGCUGCCGCUAGGGAUCUACGGUACCUUUUGUAUGACGUAAACCCCCCAGAGGGUUUCAAUCUGCGGAGAGAUGUCUAUAUCCGCAUGGCCUCCUUGGUGAAGACUUUGAGGAAGGAGGGGGAUGACUGGGUAUUGGUGCUUCCCCCAUGGGGUCGCCUCUACCACUGGCAGAGCCCCAACAUCCAUCAGAUCCGCAUCCCGUGGGGCGAGUUCUUCAGCCUCACUAGCCUGCAGGCCAAUGUGCCUGUCAUUGAGUAUGAGGAAUUUAUCGCAGAGAAUGGAGGCCCAUUCAUAGACCAGGUUCUGGUACUGCAAAACUACGCUGAGGGAUGGACUGAUGGGAAAUGGGAGGAAAAAGUUGAUAUGCGGCCAUGCAUUGAGAAGCUGAUGUUCUCCAAAGAUAAACAGGGCUACUACAGGGGAUGGUUUUGGGGCUACGAGGAGACGAGAGCUCGAAAUGUAACAUGUAUAUCAGCCCAAGGCCAUGCCUCCAUCAUGGCCCCAGUUCUACAGAAAAACAUCACAGUGACAUCAGUUAUGCUUGACCGAGCAGAGACACUCCUCCAUGAUCACUAUGCUGGGAAGGAUUACUGGGAUACUCGGCGCAGCAUGGUUUUUGCCAAGCACCUUCGUCUCAUAGCAGAUGACUUCCGAGCAAAGUACCUGAACUCUACAGAUGACAGAGACCAUACCAUUUACAGUGAGGAUUGGACUCGCAUGAAAGCCAAGCUGGGCUCAGCUAAAGGUGGUUCAUAUCUGGGAGUCCACCUGCGCAGGAAGGACUUUGUCUGGGGUCACAGAGAGGAUGUACCCAGCCUUAAGGGGGCAGCCAAAAAAGUGCGGAGCUUAAUGAAGAAGCACAAACUCGACCACGUGUUUGUAGCGACAGAUGCCGAUGGGGAAGAACUGAGGGAGCUGAAAAGGUUGUUGCCAGACAUGGUGCGCUUUGAGCCGUCCCUAGAGGACCUGGAGCUCCUUAAAGAUGGAGGGGUGGCCAUCAUUGACCAGUGGAUAUGUGCUCAUGCAAGAUUCUUCAUAGGAACAUCAGUGUCCACCUUCUCUUUCCGGAUCCAUGAAGAGAGGGAGAUCCUGGGCUUUGACCCCAAAACUACAUACAAUCGUUUCUGUGGGGACUCCGAAAAACAAUGUGAACAGCCCACACACUGGAAAAUAGUGUAUUGAUGAUAUUGACUUUCUUGACACACAAGUGCCAACAGCAGUGUUAAAAAUUAGAUGUGUUUGUAUGGAAUAUACAGGAUAUUUUAACUGUUCUUUGGUGUAUUUUUUACUUUUAUGGUUUCAGAGUUGUGCAAUCAGGUCUAUAGUGACCACUGUGACUGAACAUUAUGCUCAAAAGGCCAAGAUUGGGCUGCCAAACAUGUAUUACCGUUGCAUUCAACAACUAAAUCUGCAAAUAUUUUGUAAGUUAUAUGUUAAAUGUGGAUCCUUCAUGACGGCCUGGUAUUUCACAUAAUUUCUGAUAUUUAUUACUAACACCAGCACCCCUGGUGAGGAAAAGUGUCUUAUAGUGACUGCAACAGACAGUGUUGUGUGGAAGUAUUCUCAGUUUAAUAUUUUGUGAGAUUCAAAGAUGUUGAGUAUCUAAACUUUAACUAUUCUAUUUUUAAAAUUUACUAUUUGUUUUUUCACAAAUAGCACCACAUAAGAGCAUUCAGGGAUCACAAACAUAGUAUGAAGAUUAUGCAUUUCUAAUUAAAGACACCCUGUUGAGUUAAGUAAAGAAGUAUUUGCAUUCAGUGUAUCUUACCAAAAAGCAUUGUGUAACAAACAACGUUGGAUGCAUUUUGCUAAAUGUUUUUUUGAAGUACUUUGAAACUUGCAAUGUCUUCUUCUUCACUGCCUUUAGCACAUAGCCUCAUUUUUUUAAUGCGUUACUUCCACCAACUGUUUAUCAGUGGAUUAGCAUUGAACUGGCGCCGCACUAUAGUGCACAUACAUAUAUGUACUUGUACCAUGGCAAGGAAGCCAAACACAACGGGGAACCACGAACAUAAGCACUGCUCUAUAGCGCUUCAAGUGGUUAAUAAUUCCACAGGGCACCUUUUAAAAUAGAACCUAAAAAUUCCCAGUUGACGAAUUCUUAAGAGGUGUGUUUUUCUUCUGCUUCCAUCGUAUUUCAGUGUUUGUGUGAAAAACUUUCAUUUCAUAUACAGUGCCAGUAUUAGUAUUUGUUACAUGGGAUUGCACUACCAUAUUACUACAAAAAAACUAUAACAAAUUUUAUUUUCAAAUGAUAGACAUCAUCAUUAUAGUGUUACUGCUACCAUUGAAAUGAACUGAAAUGCCACAAAGGAGCCACUGUGUCUUACCAACACUUGUCUGUCAUGAAGCUGUUUUCUUACAACAACACGCCCUAUUUUUUCCCAUUCCUGAGGAUGCACACACAUAUGCAUUGUCUCAUGACUUGGUUUGUACAGCAGUAGAUGUGUAAUUUUGGUGUUGGAUAAAAGUUUUUAGCAGAGAUUAAACAUGGCAGAAAACCGA
This is a messenger RNA of Micropterus dolomieu (smallmouth bass), 2680 nucleotides long. It is a transcript of the gene pofut2, whose product is annotated as protein O-fucosyltransferase 2. Gene Ontology annotation, molecular function: peptide-O-fucosyltransferase activity. Lineage: Eukaryota; Metazoa; Chordata; Actinopteri; Centrarchiformes; Centrarchidae. The transcript is spliced from 9 exons. Bases 20 to 1357 code for a protein of 445 amino acids. The record is from RefSeq and is a predicted model, not a curated record. Gene Ontology annotation, biological process: protein O-linked glycosylation via fucose.